Molecule: messenger RNA, 5400 nt
Organism: Colius striatus (speckled mousebird)
Lineage: Eukaryota; Metazoa; Chordata; Aves; Coliiformes; Coliidae
Gene: SNRK
Product: SNF related kinase
Exons: 7
Coding region: 502-2799 (765 amino acids)
Biological process (GO): intracellular signal transduction; protein phosphorylation; microtubule cytoskeleton organization
Cellular component (GO): cytoplasm
Molecular function (GO): ATP binding; tau-protein kinase activity; protein serine/threonine kinase activity
Source: RefSeq, a predicted model, not a curated record
CUGUCCGCGAGUCGCCGCGGCCGUUGUUGUCAGUUGCGCCGCGGAGCCGCCACAGCGGCAGGGCUCGGCGCAGCGAGAGCUGGCCCGCCGGGCAGGGGGCACCGGGCGCCGCAGCCGCCGCUCCCGAGCUCCCGCGACCUCAGGCGAGGUUCCUCCCGCUGGGGGUCCGCGACUCUUUGCGUCCCUGCCCGCCGCGCUCCCCGUCCCCGCCGCCGCUCCCCGAGGGCAAGUCGCGGCGGGCGCUGCCCAUGCAAGGGGCGGCGUGGGGCGCGGCGGCCCGAGGAGACGCCGCUGCUGCAGGCAGGGUAGAGGUCUCCAACUGAAUUCCCACAGACAUUGUGGAAGUCUGGAUAAAGAAGAGUUUAUACCAUGGCUCCAGCUGAGAGAAGCAGUAAGAUAUGCUUGGUGGUGACAAUGGACUGUCUAUUUGCAUCAGAUACUCUUAUAUGAAGAGAUCACAUUUCCAAAGAGCUUAAAUAUUAAUUAAUUAUCUGAAACAGAAUGGCAGGCUUCAAACGAGGAUAUGAUGGAAAAAUUGCAGGAUUGUAUGAUUUGGAUAAAACCUUGGGCAGAGGCCAUUUUGCUGUGGUCAAACUUGCUCGGCAUGUCUUCACAGGUGAAAAAGUAGCAGUAAAAGUAAUUGACAAGACCAAACUGGACACUCUAGCCACUGGACAUCUUUUUCAAGAAGUGAGGUGCAUGAAACUAGUGCAGCAUCCAAAUAUAGUACGGCUAUAUGAAGUGAUUGACACCCAGACUAAGCUUUAUCUUAUCUUAGAGCUAGGUGAUGGAGGAGAUAUGUUUGAUUACAUCAUGAAACAUGAAGAAGGUCUGAAUGAGGAUCUGGCAAAGAAAUAUUUUGCUCAAAUAGUUCAUGCUAUAUCCUACUGCCAUAAACUACACGUAGUUCAUAGAGACUUGAAACCAGAGAAUGUUGUCUUCUUUGAAAAACAAGGACUUGUGAAAUUGACUGAUUUUGGCUUCAGCAACAAAUUCCAGCCUGGAAAGAAGCUCACCACAAGCUGUGGAUCUCUUGCAUAUUCUGCUCCUGAAAUUUUACUUGGGGAUGAAUAUGAUGCACCAGCAGUGGAUAUAUGGAGUCUAGGGGUCAUCCUCUUCAUGUUGGUGUGUGGACAACCACCAUUUCAAGAAGCAAAUGACAGUGAAACACUGACUAUGAUAAUGGACUGCAAAUACACAGUGCCACCUCAUGUGUCCAAAGAAUGUAAAGAUCUGAUAACACGGAUGCUGCAGAGAGACCCGAAGCGAAGGGCAUCUUUGGAAGAGAUUGAAAACCAUGCGUGGCUCCAAGGAGUUGACCCAUCUCCUGCAACAAAGUACAAUAUUCCUCUUGUGUCAUACAAAAAUCUGUCUGAGGAGGAACACAACAGUAUAAUCCAGCGCAUGGUUCUCGGUGAUAUAGCAGACCGAGACACGAUCGUGGAGGCAUUGGAAACUAACAAAUACAAUCACAUCACUGCUACAUACUUCUUACUAGCUGAAAGGAUUCUUCGAGAAAAACAAGAGAAAGAAAUUCAGACCAGAUCUGCGAGCCCUAGCAACAUCAAAGCCCAGUUCAGGCAGUCGUGGCCAACAAAGAUCGAUGUACCCCAGGAUCUGGAGGAUGACCUGACAGCUUCUCCUCUCUCCCACGCAACUGUUCCUCAGUCACCAGCUCGCACGGCUGAGAACGUUCUCAACGGCCACAGGAGCAAGGCCCUUGGCGAUUCGGCCAAGAAGGAAGAUAUCCCUGACCCGGCCGGACCGGCGCUUUCCGCGGUGCCGUCCGUCAGCUUAAAGCCCACGACGAGUGGCCGCAAGUGCUUGUUCAGAGUGGAAGAAGAUGAAGAGGAGGAUGAAGAAGAUAAGAAACCUAUUUCUCUUUCUACUCAAGUUGUUCUGCGACGUAAGCCUUCAGUUACAAACCGUCUGACUUCAAGGAAGAGUGCGCCAGUCCUCAAUCAAAUCUUCGAGGAGGGCGAGUCAGAUGACGAGUUUGACAUGGAUGAGAACUUGCCCCCGAAGCUCAGCAGGCUAAAAAUGAACAUUGCUUCACCCAGCACCGUGCACAAACGCUAUCACAGGAGGAAAAGCCAGGGCCGGGGCUCCAGCUGCAGCAGCUCUGAAACGAGCGACGACGACUCGGAGAGCAGGAGGCGACUGGACAAAGACAGUGGGUUUACCUACUCGUGGCACAGGCGGGACAGCAGCGAGGGGCCGCCCGGCAGCCAGGGAGAUGGCGGGGGACAGAGCAAACCCAGUAACGGCAGCGGAGGGGUGGACAAAGCGAGCCCGAGCGACGGUGGCAAAGGCGGGGGGAGCCCCUCCGGCGGCUCCGGCGGCAGCACCAACACCACGUCGGGCUCCACGCGGAGAUGCGCCGGAGCCGGCAGCUCCAUGCAGCUGUCAGCGAGAAGUGCGGGGGACCUGGUGGAAAGCCUGAAGUUAAUGAGCCUUUGCCUGGGUUCACAGAUUCAUGGCGGCACUAAAUACAUUCUUGAUCCUCAAAACAAUCUGUCCUUUUCCAGCGUGAAAGUCCAGGAGAAGUCAACGUGGAAGAUGUGCAUAAGCUCCAGCGGAAGCACAAACCAGGCUUCGGCCCUGGGCAGCCUCAAAUUUUUUUCUGACCAAAUGUCAGACACGGCAAAUGAAUUGGAACGGAUAAAGAACAGGAACUUGAAAAACAAUGUGCUACAACUACCUCUCUGUGAAAAGACGAUAUCUGUGAAUAUUCAGCGGAACCCAAAGGAGGGGCUGCUGUGUACCUCCAGUCAAACCAGUUGUUGUCAUGUCAUUUGACGAUGACCUGACUUUAAUAAAUAGCUCGAUCUACUUGACAGCGUCAUUCUUCCCGUUCAGAGCUGUGAACACCUUGUCACGGACCCCUUUUUGUUGUCUUAAGAUUUUUAAGUGGGCUUCGAGCAGUUAUUUAUUACACUUUCCUUUUGUGUUUGCUUGAUGGUAUGACAGUGCAUGGUCUUUGCAUGCUGCUAGCCAAUACGUUUUUCUUUUUCAACAAAACAGAAUACUUUAUUGUGUAAUUUUUACAUUUAUAAUUUUACUAUGGAAGAUCUGGAUUAAAUUAAAAUAAAUAUCUGGAUCCUAAUGUAAAUUGGAGCACUUAGAAGUUUCAUGUUCUGCACUUACUAGAGAAGAGAAGCUUUUGUUUGCUUGUGAAAUGUUAAUUCUUGUUCUGACCUUCUGUGAUAACUAAAAUAUGUGAGAUGUGGCAUACUUCUAUGUGUCUGAAACAGAACCAAAGCAAUAAUGUUUUGAUGCUGAAAACUCUUCAGGGAGCUUUCAGAUGUUCCAAGGCUUGUACAAAGCAAAAAUGCACUGAAAAUUAGUGAUCUUGAAAUAUGAUUUUAAACCCACACCUAUUUGUCUUAAGCUAUGAUACGGAUAAAGUUGUGGCUCAAAAAUCAAACUGAAAAGGUCUUGUUUUACUAGAGGCAGUCUUCUUUUCUUUUUUUUUUUAAACAAAAAGGCAAGUAGAUUUGUAAGGCAGCUUUCUCCCAUAGAAAUAUGUUAAUAUUACAAGCAGACAAUCUUCUUUUUUAAUAUAACAAAGGUAAAUUAUUGAGUCUCCUUCUGAGUUUUUACAUGCUAACUGAAAAUAAACUAUUUGUAUGAAUUACUUUUGUUAUAUCAUGACACUUAAUAUUUUAGGUUUUUAUCUUGUAAGCCUUCUCCCCUCCCCUCUCCUCCCCUCCCCUCCUUGAGACUUCAAAAGGCAAUAAGGGAUGGAAAACCUGUAGGUAACUGGAUUCAAAUCAAAAUUGUUAUUGUCACUUAUAUUAUUCUCAUGAUUACUCUUUUUAAAAUACCACUGUUCCCCCCUGCACACCGUUUAUUUUCCCUCAGUAAUCGUGCUUUCUAAUCAAGGCAGUUUAAACUAGCGCUUAGGAAAGUAUUUCUUUGACAGUUCCCAGCCUUUCUGUCAGGUUUCCCCUUGCCACGGCAAGGUCUUGAUUUAGAGUAUUUCUGUACAAGAGGCUACUUUUGACCAGAUGAAUUAACUUUGUGGAAUUUUAUUACCUAGAAGAAAAAUAUAUUGCAGAUUCCUAGUUUUGGGAGGGGCAAGAAUGUUUUAUUUUUUCAUGCUGUGCACUGGGUCUUCUAAGCAAUGCUGGUGAAACUGGCGGCAUGAUGUAGCAGCGCCCGGGGCAGACGUUGGAUGUCUGAGAGGAGUUUACACUGUCGAGUGUCUUGUAGGACUGGCAGAAGGGUCAAACACAGCGCGUUUCCCAUCCGCCGCACCAAAGAACGGCGUCGUGGCUGCAGCUCCUGGCAGCAAUUCGCGAUGAGUAAGGCUGGACUUGCGUGGGGCGUUGUGCCUGGCUGGCCUGGCCAGGCCUGUCACGUUCUGCUUCUGAAGCAAGGCAAAGUAGUGGUUUACUUCUUGAAGUUCUAAACUCGAGUUGCAGUUGAGACAGCGUGAUAUUUAUAAAUGAAAAGCUACAAGAACAGAUGUGUGGGUGAAGCCAUAGAACACGUUUGCUUGAAAUUUUUGAGCAGGGAUCUUAACAAGGGCCAGAAACGAGAUGUGUGGUUCACGGAGUGAGCGGAACAUCCCCAGAGGAGACGAGUUUAUAAAGGGCAUUGGCAAUAAACUUAUUUGUUGCAGCUUUUUUCCAAGUCCUGUAAAUACUCCUUCCCGAUACUAUGUGCAGCCUUGGAAUGGCACCUUUUAACUAACCCCGGGUGUAUUUUGUUUCUGAUGUUUUUAUAUCCGACUGUAUAUAUGGUGCUCACUUUAGGACGGCAGUGUUGACCAUUUAUGCUGCAUAGUUGUACUAUAGCCUUAUAGCCGUGCGUGGUUGGACCCUGGGUGUACAGCUGUCCGUCUGAGCGGUCUCCUUCCCGUGUGUUGACAGGUGAAUGACUGUGCAUGUGGUGUAUGUCGUGUUAUGUCGUCACGUACAAGGAAGGGCGAGAAUAACCACUACAUUAAGAUAAUAUUGGACCAAACUAUUUAGAGCAAGUAAACAGUUUCCUGUACCCCUUAACGUGUCUUUAAAAGUUGCAUAUAGUUACAGUAGUGUAUAAAUUAAAUAUUGUGGAAAAACAAUUAGUCUUGUAUUUUUCUGUAUGUGUGUAUAUAAAUAUAUAUAAAAAUAUGUACCUCUAGCAACUUAAUCUGUAUUUAAGAUGUGACAAUCUUGACACAGAAUUUUAAGAGUAGCAGUAUAAAUAAGCAGAAUUAAUGAACAAAUAUAAAAGUUUCACACCACGAAUGAAUCCGUGUGCGUGUGUUAAGAGGGUACAGAAAUAUCAGCUGAUCCUAUUACUUCCAGCAAUGUUUGGCUUUUUCACUGUAUAAACAUUCACGGUGUGCGACAGAAAUGGAAAAUGCAGUUAAUAAAAGUGAUACCCUGGCUGAUGCGUCAGCGAUGCCGU